UCCAUUGCUCAUUUGAACAAGAGGGAUGGCUAAUGGUUGCUCCACAGCUACUACAAGCUCCCUGCUCCUCUUCUUCCUUCUCUCUGGCCUGCUUACCGGUCAUGCUCUCUGCAACCAAGGUCACCAUGGCAGAACAUCAGGUGCAGGUUACGGACAGCAACAUACACACCAGGAAUUACCUGAAAAACAUUUAGUUCUGCAGGAGACUGUGAAGGGUCUAAACAAGGACAAACUGCCCAAGUAUACAAGGAGAAUCGGCUCAACUGCUCCAAUAUGCACAUACAACGAGUGCAGGGGAUGUCGACUCAAGUGCACUGCUGAGCAAGUCCCAGUGGAUGCAAAUGACCCCAUGAACAGUGCUUACCAUUACAAGUGUGUUUGCCACAGGUGAUCUUUAAUGAUUAGGAGGAGCUUCUAUGUUAUGAUAUGUCCAAGUGAAGAGUAGUAGUUCUCUUUCAUUUUUUUUUAUUUUUCCUCUUCUUUUCCUUCCAUUCUUUUCUUCUCUGUUGAAAAGGCUUCAUUUUUCUUUCCUUUUCUUUCUACAAGAGGCUAGCUAGUAGAGGACUGGAGUCUGGAGGGGCAUUUUGUAAUUUAAAAUGCUUAGUUCAGGUUAUGGACUAGUAAUUUUGGUAGUAAAUGGUCAGAAUUUUUGA
This is a messenger RNA of Phragmites australis (common reed), 653 nucleotides long. Its product is annotated as EPIDERMAL PATTERNING FACTOR-like protein 9. Gene Ontology annotation, biological process: positive regulation of stomatal complex development. The record is from RefSeq and is a predicted model, not a curated record. Bases 26 to 391 code for a protein of 121 amino acids. NCBI's taxonomy places the organism in Eukaryota, Viridiplantae, Streptophyta, Magnoliopsida, Poales, Poaceae. The transcript has 3 exons.